ACUACGCAGUUUCGGAGAGGGAAAAGUCACACCUCCGGUAUGACCUGGCAUAAAAAGAGUAGUAAAGAAGAUUGCUAAAAAUCCGAUAAAUUCCAUCGCUAAUCGGUGGAGGUGUUUUUGUAAACCUGUGCAUAACGUCCCCCGUUUGAAACCCCCGUCUAAAUUAGGGGAGAGGGGGGGGAUUUUGGGGGUGGUUAAUUGCUUCGGAAUUGUGGUUGUCGAUGCUAAAAACAAAAGGUGCUAACGCCCGCGCUAGCUGCUUGGCGACGGGUGUAUCCAUGCGCGACUGUGCCGCACUGAGGCCUCCGCGUUUCGAGAUUAACGUAAAAUGGAAAUAAUUUCGUGUGUUUCUCUACUCGUGGCCGCCGUGCACAGGCCCGCCCCGGCGUGUGCUGCCACCAAGGCGGGGAAGACAACCAGCGCCGACACGCUCAUCCCGUGCCGAGCGUGCGGACAUGAACUGGCCUCCAGCGCGGACACCAUCGCUACAAUGCACAGCCGCAUGACGUUGUCCGGCCGCAACGAUACACUGCCGGGGGGCCGGCGGGUGGACGUCCAGAUGUUCGAACACCCGCACGGCCUCCAGUUUGAGGUGGUCACCUUCCGCAGGGCGGACGUGGACAAACGGUGGCCGGCGGAGCUUUCCUAGUUCCCCGGGUUCCCGUGGACACCGGUGGCCCCAUACCCGCGGUGUAGAACGCACUUAAGUUGGGCCUUCCAACCGAGCUCAGGGCUUGCCACCAUUACGCCGUCCUCGUUCGGGUCUUCAGACCAGACCUUCUUGGCUCUCAUCGGAGACCGCCUGCUGAGAAAAGACUAUGCCUCCAGCCUGCUCGUCACCCCCAAAUCCUUCAUCAGCUGACCUACCGUGUUUGAACACUCCCACAGACACGUGUAUAUACACAUUAACAUUUUAUUAUUGAAACAAAAAGUUUACACCUCAAACAGUUUUCCCCACCGCCUAGCGGAAUAAGGAAAGUUAAGCCAGGAUGU
Messenger RNA from Phycodurus eques (leafy seadragon), 993 nucleotides. RefSeq lists its product as uncharacterized. NCBI's taxonomy places the organism in Eukaryota, Metazoa, Chordata, Actinopteri, Syngnathiformes, Syngnathidae. The record is from RefSeq and is a predicted model, not a curated record.